Suillus fuscotomentosus is the source of this 231-nucleotide messenger RNA. RefSeq lists its product as uncharacterized. Lineage: Eukaryota; Fungi; Basidiomycota; Agaricomycetes; Boletales; Suillaceae. Bases 1 to 231 code for a protein of 76 amino acids. The record is from RefSeq and is a predicted model, not a curated record. The transcript has 4 exons.
AUGUGUCUUCACGAGAUUGUCGGUGACUAUUGGACAGGGUGUGGACACUUUCAUGGAAGAUAUUUUACCGGAGUAACCUCCGACUGCGCCUCCUUACGGUGUAAGACGAGUGCGUCUCACAUGCACAAGACAGCACGAAAUUGCGGGUGUCUCUCGGUGGUGACGGAAGACCGCCGGGUACAAAACUUGUACCGAACACGUCAUCCCGACUGCGUACGACCGUCACGGUAA